Glycine soja is the source of this 3127-nucleotide messenger RNA. RefSeq names its product receptor-like protein EIX2. The coding region runs from base 38 to 3028 and encodes 996 amino acids. The record is from RefSeq and is a predicted model, not a curated record. Lineage: Eukaryota; Viridiplantae; Streptophyta; Magnoliopsida; Fabales; Fabaceae. Gene Ontology annotation, molecular function: protein binding. The transcript has a single exon.
AACUAUCAUGUUUAUAUUCUGAUACAGUUCUGCAGACAUGCUUAGCUUGGCUUUUGCUGUUUAUUUCCUUUUGACUGCAUUUUCAGUGUUAUCUUCAUGUGGCCAUUCAUCACUUGGCUGCAAUGAAGAACAGAGGCAAGCUCUUCUAAGGAUCAAAGGAAGCUUCAAAGAUCCAUCAUCUAGGCUUUCCUCUUGGGAAGGAAGUGAUUGUUGCCAAUGGAAAGGUGUAGUCUGCAACAAUAUUACCGGACAUGUUGUCAAGCUUGACCUCAGGAAUCCUUGCUUCCCACUGAGGCACCAAGGAGAUUUUCAACCAAACAGUAACGCUCUUGAAGCUCAAUAUGUUCACCCUUCCAUAUUGCAGCUUAAAUAUCUCACGUAUUUAGAUUUGAGUGGAAACAACUUCCAUAAUAGUUCAAUACCAAUGUUCUUUCAAACUAUGCAGCAUCUACAAGUCCUUUAUCUCUCUUAUUCUAAUUUUUCUGGGAGAAUCCCACACAAUCUUGGGAACCUCACAAAAUUGGGCCAUCUUGAUUUCAGCUUCAAUUCUCUUCUGUAUGCUGAUGAAUUCUAUUGGAUUUCUCAACUUUCAUCACUCCAAUACCUUUACAUGAGCGAUGUGUAUCUUGGUAAGGCGCAAAAUUUGUUGCAGACACUCAACAUGCUUCCUUCUUUGGUAGAAAUAGAAUUGAUGAAUUGUGGACUCAGCAAGUUACACACUCAUCAACUUGUUAGAGUCACAAACCUUUCCAGAUUGGAAGUCCUCAAUCUAGCAGAAAAUGAACUUCAAGCUCCAUUUCUGGAUGCUUUUCAAAAUAUGAAUUCCAUUGCAGAGAUUGACCUUUCUUCCAACAACUUGAAUUCCACUCCAUUUUGGUUGGGAACUUGUACUAACCUUGUCCAUCUAUUUCUCGAUAGUAAUGCUCUUUAUGGCUCACUUCCAUCUGCUUUAGAGAAUCUGACUUCCUUAGUUUCCCUCGACCUCUCAAAAAACAAUUUUGAUUCUGUUCCAUCCUGGUUAGGGGAGUUAAAGGGCCUUCAAUACUUGUAUCUUUCAGACAAUGAUUUAAAACAUAUUGAAGGAUCUCUAGCAUCUAUUCUGGGAAACUGUUGUCAUCUUCAUACAUUGGAUAUGUCAAGAAACAAUCUUCAAGGAGACGCAAUUGGAGUCUAUAUACAGUCUGGAUGCAUUAGGUAUGAUUUAAUUCAAUUGGGUUUGAGUAACAACGAAUUUAAUGAUAGUUUGCCACCAUGGUUGGGGCAACUUGAAAAUCUAAGUGACUUGGUUAUGUAUGAAAGUAAUUUGCUUGGGACCCUUUCUUGUGAUAUGAUGACAAAACUAGUCAAUUUGGAGUCAUUGGUGCUUUUCAAUAAUAACUUUACCGGGUCUCUUCCUGACUGUUUUGGGCAACUUGUCAAGUUAGACACCUUAGUUCUUUCUUUCAAUCAUUUUCAUGGUGUCAUUCCUAGGAGUCUAGAGCAACUUGUAAGCCUAAAAUAUCUAGAUCUUUCAAGAAACUCUUUAAACGGUACAAUUCCUCAGAAUAUUGGUCAACUUAAAAAUUUGAUCAACCUCUAUCUUUCUGAUAAUAAUUUACAUGGAAGCAUUCCUCAUAGUCUUGGUGAACUUCUAAACCUGCAAACAUUAGACAUGUCCCUGAAUCAUUUGGAGAGUUUGGUGUCUGACAUAAGAUGGCCUAAACAACUUGUCUACCUGAACCUUAACAAUAACCAUAUCUCUGGGUCACUUCCCCCAGAUUUUUCAGAUAGGUUGCCCAAUGCUACUCACAUGCUUCUGGGAAAAAACCUUAUAAGUGGUUCCAUUCCAAAUUCAUUGUGCAAGAUAGACACAUUGUACAAUCUUGACCUUUCAGGCAACAUGUUAUCUGCUGAAAUUCCUAAUUGUUGGAGUGCUUCUCAAAGACUCAAUGAGAUAAAUUUGGCAUCCAACAAAUUAUCAGGUGUUAUUCCAAACUCACUUGGUAACCUACCAACGUUGGCAUGGUUGCAUUUGAACAAUAACAGUCUUCAUGGGGGGAUUCCAUCGUCUUUGAAAAAUUUAAAACAUCUUUUAAUUUUGGAUCUAGGAGAGAACCUUAUGUCUGGGAUUAUACCUUCAUGGAUGGGGAGCAUUUUCUCCUCAAUGCAGAUUCUAAGGCUGCGGCAAAACAGGUUGAAUGGAACAAUUCCUUCACAACUGUGCCAACUUUAUGCUUUGCAAAUCUUGGACCUUUCAAAGAACAACUUGACAGGCUCAAUCCCUCUCUGCAUUGGAAAUCUCACAGGAAUGGUUUCAAGAAAUAAAUCUUUUGUCACCCAACCUAGUGAAGGGCCUAGAUAUUCUGAAUGGUAUGAACAAGAGGUCAGACAAGUCAUAAAGGGAAGGGAACUUGACUAUACCAGAAAUCUAAGACUGGUAGUCAACAUGGAUUUGUCAAAUAACCAUUUGAGUGGAUCUAUUCCUGAAGGGAUAACAUUACUUUCUGCAUUGCAAGGCCUAAAUCUAUCCUACAAUCAUCUGUCAGGGCAUAUCCCUAAAAGGAUAGGAGACAUGAAAUCACUAGAAUCUCUUGAUCUCUCUCAUGACCAACUUUCAGGAACGAUUUCAGACAGCAUGUCUAGUUUAAGUUCUUUAAGCCACUUAAAUUUGUCCUACAACAACCUUUCAGGACCAAUUCCCAAAGGAACUCAAUUGUCAACCCUUGAUGAUCCUUUUAUUUAUACUGGCAACCCAUUUCUUUGUGGACCUCCACUGCAAAAUGAGUGUUAUGCUGAUGAUUUCCAACAUGGCAAUGAAGAUGAGGAAGGAAAAAAAGAUGAAGUAGAGAAAUUGUGGUUCUACUUUGUCAUUGCACUUGGCUAUGGUCUUGGAUUUUGGGCUGUGAUUGGAAGCUUAUUGAUGAAGAAAAGUUGGAGGCGUGCUUACUUUCAAUACAUUGAUGAGUUAACACAGAGGAUGAACGUAUCAUGGGCAAUACAUUUAGAAAAUUUCAAGGAAAGACUUACUGGAAACCCUGUUGCUGAGUGACACAUUAUUGUAAUAUUUAUAUGCCUUCUGUUUCUAUUUUAUGUGCUUGUAGAUUUCAUGUUUAUUUUGCUUGAUAAGUAAUUACUUCACCUUUGUAAA